Messenger RNA from Carassius auratus (goldfish), 2710 nucleotides. Its product is annotated as CREB-regulated transcription coactivator 2-like. The transcript has 14 exons. The record is from RefSeq and is a predicted model, not a curated record. Lineage: Eukaryota; Metazoa; Chordata; Actinopteri; Cypriniformes; Cyprinidae. Gene Ontology annotation, cellular component: cytoplasm; nucleus. Bases 29 to 2188 code for a protein of 719 amino acids. Gene Ontology annotation, biological process: protein homotetramerization; positive regulation of transcription by RNA polymerase II. Gene Ontology annotation, molecular function: cAMP response element binding protein binding.
AAGUCUCGCUUGUGCCCCUAGAGGGCUCAUGUCCGUGUCUCUCUCUCUGUCGGUGUGUGUUGUUUCUCCGCUCGCUCGGUUCUCCGGUGUCUGUGUGCGUGAGCUCGGUGUUCCGCUCAUCAUGUCCUCCGCGGGAGCUGCGUGUGGACCGGCUCCGGGACCGAAUCACGGCGGCUCUGUUCCCGCGCCCGGCGCCUCAAACCCGCGAAAGUUCAGCGAGAAGAUCGCGCUUCACACACAGAGACAGGCGGAGGAGACCGCGGCGUUCCAGGAGGUCAUGAUGGACCUCACCUCCACCCGGAUUCAGGCGCAGAAGGUCCGUUUGGCUCGAAAUCAGGGAUCGUAUUAUGGUGGAUCUCUGCCUAACGUCAACCAGAUCGGCAGGAGUGCCUCGGACCUGCAGGGCUCGUAUCACUCUCCGCUGGACUCCAGUCGCUCCACACGGCAUCAUGGUCUGGUGGAGCGUGUUCACAGAGAGCGGCGCUUCGUCUCUCCCAGCAGACCCUACAGAAGACAAACGGACAGCUCUCACAGCAGCUCAGUGUAUCUGUCUCCGCCCCCUGACCCCAGCUGGAGAAGGAACUGGAACAGUAGCUUUGAGACGGACAAGAGCCAGAUAUUCCAGCAUCUGCCGACCACAGCGCUCAACAGGACUAACUCGGACUCGGCGCUGCACACCAGUGUGAUGAAUCCUCCGGCUGGAGACCCGUUCUCUGCUGGACUCCGCCGGCCGACCGUCUUCUCCUAUCCUGCUCCCAUCGAGGAGAACAGCCCCGACGACGGACGCCUAAAGCCCUGGGACUCCAGGAAGCUGCCGCUGCUCUCUUCACGACCAAAGUCCUGUGAGGUGCCUGGAAUCACUGUGUUUCCGUCUCCGGACCAGCAGGGCGGCGCUCCUCAGGGCCCAACAGUGCUGAAUACAGGCGGCUCUCUGCCGGAUCUGUCCAGUCUGCACUUCCCGUCCCCGCUGCCGACCCCGCUGGACCCGGACGAGCCGGGAUACCCGUCUGUGAGCGGCGGGAGCACGGGGAACCUGACCUGCACCCUCACACAGCUGGGCAUCCACAGCCCCAGCAGCUUCUACUCCACAGGUCUGCUGCCGUCUCUGCAGGGUACAUCCAGUAACUCCUCCCUCCAGUCGUCGCUUAGCAACCCCAAUAUCCAAUCAUCUCUCAGCGCUCACUCGUUCCAGAACUCGCUGAGCUCCGCCUCCCUGCACUCAUCCCUGAGCAACCCCUCCAUCCAGUCUUCGUUAAGCUCCUCCCCCUCGCUGAGGUCAUCGCUCAGCAGCCAGUCGCUGCAGUCGUGGCUCAGUAACUCCUCCCUCAGUGGCUCCUCCUCCGCGCUGCAGCCGCAGACGAACUCAUCCCCGCGCAGACGAGCGCAGCUGACCCCUGUGACCCUGCCUGCAGACACACGCAGACAUCACCCCAAACAGUUCUCACCCACCGCCUCCACCCUCAGCUCCAUCACACAGGGUGUGGCUCUGGACACCAGCAGGCGGCAGGGGGAUCAGAGGUCAUCUCCCUAUUCUUUCGGGCAGCAGCAGGUUCAGAAAGGUCAGGGUCAGGGUCUUCACCUGCACAACAUGCAGAACCUGCAGAAGUCCUUCCAGAUGCAGCCGCUGAAGCGUCCGAGCCCCAGUCAGAACCAGAACCCCAACCCCGUGAGUUACAGGUCAGCAGACGCCUCUCAGACCGGACAGACCCGGUCCGAGCAGCAGAUGAGUCCGGCUCUCAGUGCAGACCUGGACCUGUACAGCGACACAAUGUUCCUGAACUCACUGCUGGACGACUCGUACCUGGGACUACAGAUACGCCAGAACCAGCAGAUGAGUCUGGACUCUCAGCUGGAGGCAGUGAAUCAUGAGGAUGGUUCUGCUGUGGUUCUGAAGGCUGCGAGCGGCUCGUAUCAGGGUCAGCUGCUGGACUCCUCCCAACAACAGAUGACCAACCAGAGCCAGAGCUACACAGACCUGCGGCACGCCGUGCCCAACAUCACCCUGACCGGAGACUCUUCAGGACUGUCUAAGGAGAUCACGAGUGCGCUGUCGUGUGUCCCGGGCUUCGAGAUGGACCCGUUCUCGUCUGAUAACCCACUGGAGGGUCUGGGCAUGCUGACCGACGGUGACCUGAUGCUGGCUGACCCCGCCGUGGAGGACUCCUUUCGCUCUGACCACCUCAAGUGAACACACGCUUGAACCCUGAGCUUCUGCCCUUUAACGCUGCGCUUCUCUGACGAACAAAGCCACACCGUCCACUUCCUGUUACAGAUGAUCAAUCACAGCCACGUGCCUCCACCGAACACUGCUCAGGCGCUUCAGUCCCAGCAUGCACUGCACCGCACCAGGUUAAUGCACAAACCACUCGUGCGCUUAAGAGUCGCUGUUUCGUUCAAAUGUGACGAGCGAAACACUUCUUUGAUCUGUUUGAUGUCUCAGCCAAUCACGUGAGUUUGGGGCGGGGCUGUCAUUCUGAUUAACCAAUGACAGAAGGGGAAUAAUCAUGAAAUGUGGCCGUGUUCAGAACAGCAUACUAUCAUACUGCAGUAUACAGCACACAUACUGUACUGCUUCUGUUUUAGCGUAUCCCAGAAUGCAUUGUGCUUGACCUUCUCCUGACGAUGCAAAAUACAUUUAGAUUUUAAUUUCCGUGCAGUGAUGAAUAUGUCACUGUGGAAUAAUUGACCUACAUGUUUAAUGUAAUAUAUU